CGUCAGUUCUGUCGCAGGAGCCGCGCCUUCCUCUGCGGCCCACGAUUUUCGCCGCCGUCUGUUCACAGAUGAGGUUCUCGGAUCUACGCUCUCAUCCUGUGCCGCAGAGGGCGUGGCGCCAGAAGAGGGAGCAUCACUCGGUGACCUUACCGGCAUGUCACUGCUCGAAGGCGAGAUGUCAUCGUGGUUAACCACCGCUCUUGACACACUCCUUUCCACACGUCCGCGCUCCCGUUGGAAAGUUUUUCUCUCCGUGUCGCACAUUCUUACCGCCGCGGUGCCCCCCGAGUUUCCAACGACUCUGUCCUUUGUCACCUCGCUGUUUCUGUUCGCGCUGCACAAGCUGCGCAUCUUCUGCACCGAGCCACAUCGUUUCCAGUACGCCGGACGCGUAACAACUUGCUGCUUCGACAAGACCGGCACUUUGACAAGUAGCAAGUACACUGUCGAUUCGGUGGUAACUGAAGUUCCUGUAAAGGACGAGGAGGUGAAUGGACCUGGGGUGUCAGCAAAGGACUCGAAGCAAAUGAAAGGUACCCCCUCCAUGGGAAGUGAGCUGCACGCAGAUUUUGUCUUGGGCGCCUGUCACUCCUUGUUGCUGAAACGAGGAAAAAAGCAACAGUCAAAAUCAAGCACUCAAGGCCUUGCGAAGAAGUUGCUGCAGCAGUCGCGGCAGAUCCCAGGACUCAUUGGGCGCAUGUUGCAACCAGGAGAAGACAGCGAGCCAGUGGACGAAUGCGCAAGCGAGAUCAUAGGAGACCCCGCAGAGCAGGCGGCUUUUGAGUACGCGGGCUGGAAGUUCGAUGAGGGAGCACCUGCAGGCGCAGGCGCAUCCUCAACAUCCGGUUGGCUUCCAACAGUUGUGCAAGAGCAAGCCGAGGAUAGCGCUGCUGGUCCAAGCACGAAUCGGUUGAAAAUUCUUGAGCGGUUUCCGUUUCAAUCGGAAUUACAGCGCAUGUCCGUUGUCGCCGCAAAAAUGCCAGUCACCACAAGCAAAUCUCGCGCAGGAGCUGGACAAUCCCCCCCUUUUGUCUACGCGUUUGUCAAAGGCUCGCCAGAAAUGCUGCGGUCUCGCAUCUGCUUCAAAAACUCAUCCGAAGCAAGUGCGUACGAGCGCGAAGCGACGAGACUGACGCACCACGGGUUGCGAGUGUUGGCCCUCGCGUGGAAGGAUAUGAGUGCCGAAGUAAAGAAGAAUCCAAAAGUUGCAAAUUUGUUAGUUGAGAAAAAUAAACCAAAUGGCUCGAAUGUUGACAGUCUUUUUGAGCGCGCGGAUGUCGAAGAUUCGAACCUGCAGUUUGCCGGCUUCCUGGCCCUGCGGUCGAACCUGAAGCCUCACACGAAGAAGACCAUUCGAGAGUUGCAGAACUGCGACCACAAGUGUGUCAUGAUCACUGGAGACGCGCUGGCCACUGCCUGCCAUGUGGCGCAAGAAUGCGGGAUGGUGCCGCAGGAUGCGGAUUUCGUGACGCCCAUCUAUCCUUCAAAUAGUGCGGAUCACGUUGAUCAAACCACGACCGUGGACGGAAAUAAACAAGCAAACGCUGUUGAGAGCAAAAGCCUCAAAGUUCGCUGGCGACGACUCGAAGGCGGCUCGGCCGCGGGGAAAAUUGAUUCUUCUUCUGCUGAUGGUGAAUCUCUGGACGAGAAACGAGUGCUGAAGAACCUAAAGGCCGGAUCGAUGGCACUUUGCGUUUCGUUCGCGGACUUGGGCCGGUUUCGAACGUUACAUGCGAGCAGUACUGGUACCUUCAACUUCUCUAGCUGGAGGAGGAAAGUCUUUCCGCAUGUCUCCGUUUUCGCCCGCGCAACGCCAGACUGCAAAAAAGCCUUGCUGGAUGAUUUUUCCGCAUCUGGCGAGAUCACCCUGAUGAUCGGCGUAUCAAAUGCAAAAGUGUCUGGGUCUGGAAACAUGUAAACUUCUUAUGCGUAUUUGAGACCAGAAAAAAAUCUGUCAUGCAUGGACCGCAUAAGUUGCUCACUUCUUGCCACCAAAAGAGGGAACUUGUCAUGCGGAUUAGGCAUCGCCUAACCUGCUCAAAACCUGUGCUGCUAGAACUUGCAUGCUAGACCUUCUGUGUCAUGCACAAACAGCAUCACACUUUUCCAGACCCAGACACUUUGCAUUUGAUACGGCGACGGUUUGAAUGAUGUCGGCGCGUUGAAGCGCGCACACGUGGGAAUUUCGCUGCUAUCCACUUCAACGGAAAAGGGUGAAUUUUUCCCGAGGUCCCGUUCGAAAAAGGUACCAGCGGGCUCCAAGAAAGGGAAAAGUCAACCACCCGCCUCGUCCCCUUCCGCUUCCGAGGCGGACGACGCUGGUGAUAUGAAUCCGCUGGGUAUUGCUGCGGAGGACUUCUUGCCUAUCGACGAACAAGAUUUGAUGGCAGGUGGCGGUGCAGGCUCGAGCUCAUCAAACAAACCCGGCGGCUCUGCCACUGCCCAGCUCGGCGAGGCGUCAAUCGCAAGCCCUUUCACCUACCGUGGAGAAACGAUCCAGUGCGUCACGAAGUUGCUGCAGGCCGGCCGCGGUGCCUGUUGCGUGACUCUGCAAAUGUACCAGAUUAUGGGUGUCAACAGUGUCGUUCUGGCCUGUGGAUUGAGCCUCGUCACGCUGGACGGGACGCGAACCAGUGAAGCACAGGCACUGCUCGAGAGUUUAUUCAUUUCCUCCUUGUUCUUCCUGAUCAGCCGGAGCAGCGUUGGGCCGCUCACGCGUCAGCGACCGGUCGCAAAUUUAUCCCAUCCGGCGUCCUGGGCGAGCAUGGGACUGCAGACUGUGUGCCACUUGAGCUGCAUCUUCUGGGCACUGGCGGAAGUAGAUGCGUAUAAUAGCGCAAAUUCUACUCUCCGAAAAGCUGCAGCUGUUGAGAACGCAGAGAUAGUACCUGAACAAGUUUCUUCACCAAGUUCGCAGCUUUUUAACUUUCCGAAGCUCCGGACUGCGUACGGUAUACCAGUAAAUGCAGAAUUCGUGCCGACGUUGCGCGGCACCGUGCUGUUCUUCUGCAUCCAGGUGAAUCAGUUGGCAAACUUCUUGGCGAAUUACAGUGGCCGCCCCUUUCUCGUGGCAUUUACGGAGAACAAACCCUUGCGCAACACGUGGGUUUUGUACCUCUUCGUGCUGUUGCUCUUGAUUUUCGAGGUUCUCCCUGGAGUAGAUUGGCUGCUCGGACUUUACCCGAUCCCAGACGAGGAUUUGCGCCACCGGGUAGCGGGGAUUCUUGCUGUGGACCUAGCUGGGUCCGUGGGUGGUGCGUGGACGAUAAAAGCAAUGCUUUGUAAGAGGUUCCGAUGAACAUCAUCCGCUCUGUAAGAGGUUCCGAUGAACAUCAUGAACACCGCUCCAAGAUUAAUUUGCUCUUGUGUCGGAAACAAAUGAAAGAUUUAGAAAGACGAAAGACGACAAAGCCACAACACAGAUAAGUCUCGUCGACUCUUCAAGCUCCAUCCGCAGCUUCUCCCUGUCUCGAUGGUGUUUGACGCUGGAAAAUUGGUGCGCGUUUUGUGUCUCUUCAUAAAGUAUUCUUUG
Molecule: messenger RNA, 3532 nt
Organism: Amoebophrya sp. A120
Lineage: Eukaryota; Dinophyceae; Syndiniales; Amoebophryaceae
Source: the annotation of a GenBank genome assembly